AUGUUACCUGUCGCUGGCCAUGUUAAAGCCGGGCGAAAGGGAACUGUUGUGCUGGAGCUGGGACUGGCAUCCUCAAGUGCCCGUCAUGCAGAUGAGUCGGAUCAUGUGGUGACAUCUUCUCAGAAAGGUCCAUGCGCGCGAAUGCUCUUGAAUGAGAUCCGCAGUCGCGCCAUAGAGGUGCAUGCUACGAAGAAGGAUGUUAACCUGAGAUCUUUGCAGACGCAGCUAGCAAACAUACAGACAACCCUGUCUCUGCGAACGGGUAACAAUGGUGAUUGGUCAGUGCAAGCUCAGCAGAGGCUUCACACAUGGCUACAGCAUCCAAUAGAAAGCUCGUCCAACACCUUCGUGCACGUGUUGGUGAUCUUGAAGCGGCCCUUGGUAGAGCGCAAGAUGAGGUAUCGUGAGCUGGUGGAGAAACUCUUGGAGGUAUUCGCCUCGCACCGCUGGGGACAUCAUGCGGAUACGCAGCUUGAGCGUUCGCUGGCAGAGCGGCGGGCAGAGUGGCGGGAGACGUCUGUGAGCUUCCUGAAAGUCGAGGAGCAUCCAAAGCUCCUCCGCUGCUCCGAGCGAGCCCAGGCCCUGCUCCUGAAAGAGGGACCCCGCAGCGACACACCGGCCCUUCGCCGAGCGCUGGAGGAUCUCUGGACUCAGCCGGAAGAGAUCGUCGAGCUUCCGGAAGACGUCGAGUGGACCGACCAUGCCCUCUUGGGGCAGGCUGGCGAGGAGCUACUCAGCGACCUUGAGCGGACCAUUCAACAGCAGGCAGGCAAGGAGUCGAAGGUGACGCUACAGGCGUUGGAGAGUGUCGGCGAAGCAUGGCAACUUCGCACCGCCACGAACAAUCCAGAAGAUGCCCUCAUGACGCCUUCCUUCUUGAAAGACAUGACCUGGGCAGCGAAGCAAGUUUUCCUGCAGGAGCUGGUUACGCAGAUGGACACCAGAGCGGAGGAAGCGCACCCACCGGAUGACCUGGACUCUCAGCUCAAGGUUGCUGCUGCAGCCUACGGCCGUGACCUCAGCUCCCUGGUGCACGAGAUUUUGGGUGUCUUCUCGAGUGAGACCGCCGAGGGCGAAGCAGAUCUCACGGUGAAACUGGAUAAUAUCUUCGAUGGCUGGCAACAACGACAAGCAGACGUCGGAGUUGAAGCUUUCACCGGUGAGUUGCUCGGCGACGUGGCUUCCGCUACCCGGGCUCUGGCGAAUCAGCACGCGCUGAAAGCUGCAUCAGGCCAGCAGCCGCAGAGGUCGUUGAAAGACCUUUUGGAGCAGGUCUGGGAGAAGAAGAUCCAGGAGCAGAGCAUCGACAUCGACCGGCGCCCCUGGACCAACUGUGAGAUUCUGUACCGACGCGGCGAGGCCCUGCUGAGCAACUUCUCUGAGUUGGUCAAGUGCUCGCAGAAGCAGCACAUGAAGUCUUCUCACCUGAAGGAUCAGCUGUCCAAGGUGGCGGACCACUGGUGCCAUCGAACACUUGCAGCAGCUGUUGGCGCGGACUGCAUUUCAUACAAGCUGCUUCGGGACAUGGCCCACGAGGCUCAGCGCAUCUUCGUUGCCAAGGUGAAGGAGUCGGCAAAUGCGGAUAGCUUCACCGCGGCCACGUUCUUGCGACAGGCCCUGCCGGAGACGCGGCAGGCCUGGCGGGCGAAGCUCGUUCAAAUCCAGGGGGAAACCAACGACGAUUCCUGGAAAGAGUGGCUGGAAUCCUGGGAAACUCCGAGCGAGGUGCGGUCCAAAGAGAAUGUGGCUCGAUGGAAACGCUCGGUAAACAAGGUCAAAGGCCUUGCAGCAUUGAUGAAGGGGAAGGUCCGGCCGGAGAGCAGCGGCAGCCUCCGGCCUUCGGGGAGCCUAAACCCUUCCAGCAGUUUGACACCCUCGGGCAGCUUGAAGCCGUCGGGCAGUUUGAAGCGCUCGGGCAGCUUGAAACCCUCCGGCAGCUUGAAGCCCUCCGGCAGCUUGAAGCCUUCGAACAGUCUCAAGCCGUCCGAGAGCAUCACACC
Messenger RNA from Symbiodinium sp. CCMP2456, 2000 nucleotides. NCBI's taxonomy places the organism in Eukaryota, Dinophyceae, Suessiales, Symbiodiniaceae. The record is from the annotation of a GenBank genome assembly.